Messenger RNA from Scheffersomyces coipomensis, 882 nucleotides. RefSeq lists its product as uncharacterized. The transcript has a single exon. Gene Ontology annotation, cellular component: nucleolus. The record is from RefSeq and is a predicted model, not a curated record. NCBI's taxonomy places the organism in Eukaryota, Fungi, Ascomycota, Pichiomycetes, Serinales, Debaryomycetaceae. The coding region runs from base 1 to 882 and encodes 293 amino acids. Gene Ontology annotation, molecular function: rRNA binding.
AUGGCAGGCCCUAGAAAGAAUAGAGAUAUAUUAACCGGUGGUAAAAGGUAUGCUGAGAAAGCUGCCAAGAAACAUGCUGUUGAUGAAGUCGUGUUUGAUAAAGAUUCAAGAGAAGAGUAUUUAACUGGGUUUCAUAAAAGAAAAUUACAAAGACAAAAGAAAGCUCAAGAAUAUAUAAAAGAACAAGAAAGGAUAGCUAGAGUUGAUGAAAGAAAGAAGAUGAGAGAUGAGAGAAAGAAGGAUUUGGAAAAUCAAUUAAAGCAAUUUCAAGAAACUGUUAAGAAGAUAUCGACAUUGGAUGAUUCUGAUGAUGAGGAAGAGAAGGUUGAAAAAGAAGAAUGGAAAGGAUUUAAAGGAGAACAAGCAGAAGAAAGUGCUGAUGAUAACGAUGACGACGAUGAUGAAGAAGAAGAGAAACCAGUUUCUAAAGGUUCUGCAGCCAAACCACUCAAGGGAAUAUUACAUCAUACAGAAAUAUACACUAUUGACAAAGAUGAACCCGUUUACGCAUACAAUCCUAAUAAUGGUAAUGCCAUAAUAGAUGACGAGACUGAAGUUGUGGUUGAAUCAUUGGAUAAUCCAGCUAUAGUGAGUGCCCAAGAAGCUAGUUUAGCUGCCAUUGCCAAAUUAAAUAAUGUUAAUCUUGAAAAAUCAGAAGAGAUAUUAGAAAAGACCAUCCAUAAAGCUCAAAAUUAUGCUAAAGUGGUACAGAAUUAUGAAAAGAAACAACAUCCACAAAAGAAGAAGAAGUUCAGAUAUCUUACCAAAGGUGAAAGAAGAGAAAAUACCAGAAAGGAAAGAUAUAAAGGUAACUCAAAGAAAGAAAGAUCCAAAGAUAAAGCUAAGGAUAAAGGAAGUAAAGAUAGAAAGGGUAAAAAGUGA